AUGUUCGCGAUAAUGCCGAUGGAGACAGAGGGGCACGGCAGGGAGUUCGGCCGCCGGCAGAAGAUGCGCGCCAAGUGCACCGUCGAGUUCGUCUGCAAGUACUGCCAGCGGCGAUUCACUAAGCCCUACAACCUCAUGAUACACGAGCGCAGUCAUAAGGACGACGUGACCUUCACCUGCGAGGUCUGCGGAAAGUCCUUCAAGAGGCAGGACAACCUUAAACAGCACAGGGAAUUGUUUUAUGCAAAAAAAAUGCUUAACAAGGACAAUGGUCAAAAAUAG
Messenger RNA from Cotesia congregata, 282 nucleotides. The record is from the annotation of a GenBank genome assembly. NCBI's taxonomy places the organism in Eukaryota, Metazoa, Arthropoda, Insecta, Hymenoptera, Braconidae.